Molecule: messenger RNA, 2479 nt
Organism: Doryrhamphus excisus (bluestripe pipefish)
Lineage: Eukaryota; Metazoa; Chordata; Actinopteri; Syngnathiformes; Syngnathidae
Product: F-box only protein 30
Molecular function (GO): protein binding; ubiquitin protein ligase activity; zinc ion binding
Source: RefSeq, a predicted model, not a curated record
CUCUAGCGUCUUGUUAGCUAACUGGUGUAACUUCGUCGGUCACGUGACCCGCCUCGGUUUGGCGAAAAGGAACUGUAGCGUCACUUACUUGUCAUUCACUAUUUGCCUGGAGAGUCACCCACCGUUAGAUUCAUUAAAUGCGUCUACACAUGUCACUGAACGGCGAAAGUAAAGAACUGUGAAGAUGGAUGGCAACCAUGCCCACUGUAUGAGUUGUGUUAACCAGAGAUGCAUGGCCAGACCUCAGUCAGGCGUCUCCUGUGAUCUGAUCACCUGUCCACUGGUGUGUGGUGCCGUCUUUCACGCCUGCAAAGCCGAGGAGCACCACCUCCUGUGCCCCCUUUUGAGGGUCCCCUGCCUUAAUAGAGCCUAUGGCUGCCCUGCCACUCUGGUUCGCCAACAAAUGUAUGCACACCUGGAAGUGUGUCCUGCCGGGGUGGUGUGCUGCACCAUGGAGUGGAACAGGUGGCCCGUUAGCUGCAUGGACUACUCCUCGUAUGAGAGCUUGAGUCGCGGCGUAGAGGAGGUUGAGCAGCUGGACAUGGCACUCGCUCUCCAGGACCAGCGGACCCUUCUGGAGUCCCUCAAGUUGAUUGCCGUUGCACCCACUGUCGAAAGGGAGUCGCUGAGUCCGGCGAGUAAGGUUGCCAAGGUAACAGAGCCGACUGUCCCGGAAGCUUUUAUCGAGUUCCCAUCUGAGUCUUCAUCCUCGCAUCCGACAAAAGCGGCGUCUGCAAGAGAGAGGAUCGCCAAUGGAAUUAAUGGACUGAACGAGCAGCACUUCACCAAACUGUACGAGGCCACCUUGGAUACGGCGAGGAGCUUAGCCACCACUUUGGAGUUGGUCAACAGUGCGAGCAAUCCUAAUAGCGGCACUGAAGGCACGAGAGCAGAGGCGGCUCUCCAGGCGAGUAGACUGGGCCGCCUUGUGCAGCGUGGACUGAGCACAAAUGGGUCUCAAGAAGAACCCUAUCCAAAUAAUUCACUAACUAAUGACUGCUUAGAGAUAGUUGCCGCUCGGGAUGAAAUGGUACCUCCCGUGCACAUCAGCAAGGGUUUGGCACAGAGGGCUGGGCAUGUGGUGCUCCAAGAAAGGGGGCUGGUCCGACAAAACCAUAAGCCUGAGUGGAUGCUGCAGAGCUGUCAAAGUUUUAGGGGCCAAGACAAGUCUCUGUGCCGAUCGCAAGCCAAGAUGGAGGACAAAAAUGUGGACACCUCAGAUCUGGAACAGGGUGAUGACCCUAUGGGAAUCGGAGAAAUGGAUCUCAUCACUGCAGCGCUCAUCUUCUGCCUGGAAGAGUCCAGAGAAUGUAGGAGGAUCUCAGAUACCAUCCGCGUCGAGGGCGGACGCAUCAACUUCGGCACGCAGACCUUCUCUUUCCCGGCAGCCGUCCUGGUGACCAACACGAUGGUCGGCGACAUGGCCUCUGCGUCUGCCUGCGACCACGCCGCCCCCCAGCUCUCCUAUCCCAGCCCCUUCCGCACCCUCCGCCUUGGUCUCGUUUUGGAAGCCCAGGAGGUCGAGGCGGUCCCGCAUAACUACUACCUCCAGAAUAACGGCCGCUACCAGCACAUGUUCCCCUUUGUCUGUGCUCAGCCUUUCCGUCGCGAUGAGUUCUCCUCGCAUUUCACAAACGUCCAUGGUGAUAUUCACGCUGGUUUGAAUGGAUGGAUGGAGCACCGGUGCCCCCUCGCUUUUUACGGUUGCACCUUCUCCCAGCGGAGGUUUUACCCCUCUUGUCCAGAGGCCAAGGUGGUCCACGACAGGCACCUCAGGUCCUUUGGCGUCCAGCCAUGCCCUGCUUUAAAACCCACAGGCGAUUCCCAGUCUGACCAGUUCAGCGGAUUACCCAAUGAGAUACUGUGGCACAUAGCCGGCUUCUUGGACAGCUUCAGUCUGUGCCAGCUGUCUUUGGUAUCACGGACAAUGAGGGACGUUUGCGCCAGUCUCCUCCAGACCAGAGGCAUCGUGGAGCUGCAGUGGGAACGGAGGCAGUGUUCCAGUGGACACAGGACAGUAUCAUGGCAGAUUAAACACAAAGUGUGGAGGUUCAGCACCGCUUUCAGCCCGGUGCUGAAAUGGGGCUUCGCCAACCUCCCCAGCAUGUCAGACCACCUAAAGAAGUGCCAGUACAACACGGCGGAGCACAGGACCGAGCCCGUGCCCCUUCCCGCCAUGUGUCCCGAGCAGGAGGGCUUCUCUCUGCGUCGCACCCUGCGCCAUUUCAGCACUUGACCACACCCCUGGGGAGUGGGGACCAGACUGAUCACAAGCCAUUAAUGGGAAAUUGUACAAUAUCACCGAACCUGCAAUGCUGUCUCCAACAAUAGAAAGUUAUGUUGUAAUACACUCCACAAGCAUGGCCACACAUGCAACACAAGUCAGCUAAAUGGAAUACUGUGAUGUGUGAUGAAUGUUAAAAACAAUUUCUCAUAAUACACUGUUGCCUUAAUAUUGCUAACGCCUGUUAUUAUUAUU